AUGGCCGGUGUUGCAGGCAUGACUACUGGUGAAGGGGCACCACUUUUGGCUCUUAAACUAUCAUCUGCUCUUUUGUUUUCUGCAGCCCCCGGGAUGCUACUUGCUACCAACAAAAUCCAACCCUCACAACUUGCCGAGGAACAAAGAAAUGCUUCAAGUGGGGGUGGGAAAUGUGCGAGCUUUGGUUGGUGGGAAGGAUUUGAGGUUGCUUUCGAGGUGGGAAGGGAGGACGGAGUUGGUGAUCCUGACACAGUUGAUGGUAGAGAGUUGGUCAACACGCAUGCAUCUUGGGCCAGUGAAGGUGAUCCCACCGACAAUGCUGCUGAAGGUAGCCGUACCGAGAAGCCUCUCCCCGUGCAGAUUCUCGAGAUGAAUCAGGCUUAUGCAAAUUCAUCAAAUAAUUUAGAAAGUCAUGUCCACAAAGCAAAUCAAUAUACUACUAAUCAUGCUUUCAUGAGUGACUACAAAACCACUACUAAGCACACCACUCCAAGUGCAAGAAUGUCUUCAAACGACAACCCUUCAACAAGAUCACCAAGAGCAAUAGCAGAAGCUGCAAGAAAUUUUAAUGUACCUACAAAAAAAAGCAUUCUAGGUGACCAUAGAAGUGGCAGUAGUUCUCGUAGUGAUAGUUUGGAGAGCAUUUGCAGUGCACAUAUUAAGCCUCAUACUGGAGGUGAUGUGAGGUGGGAUGCAAUUAACAUGGUUUCUAAGGGUAAUGGUCUUGAUCUCAGUCAUUUCAAGCUUCUAAAGCGUGUUGGAUAUGGUGAUAUUGGAAGUGUGUACCUUGUAGAACUUAAAGGAACCAAAGCAUUCUUUGCCAUGAAAGUAAUGGAUAAGGCAGCACUUGCUAGUAGAAACAAGCUUUUGAGGGCACAGACAGAAAGAGAGAUUCUUGGACUUCUUGAUCACCCUUUUCUGCCAACUUUAUAUUCUUAUUUUGAGACUGAUAAAUACUAUUGUCUGGUCAUGGAGUUUUGUAGCAGUGGUAGUUUGCAUUCUCUUCGAAUGAAACAACCUAACAAGCAUUUCACUGAAGAAGCUACACGGUUUUAUUGUUCAGAAAUUUUGUUAGCCUUGGAAUACUUGCACAUGUUAGGCAUUGUGUAUAGAGACUUAAAACCAGAAAAUGUUCUAGUUCGAGAUAAAGGUCACAUAAUGUUAUCAGAUUUUGACUUAUCUCUUCGGUGCUCUGUGAAUCCUACACUAGUGAAGUCCUCAUCUACACAUGAAAGUAGUAAUGGUCCUUCUGGAGGCAUUCUAAGUCAUGAUCAAACAAUACAUGGUUGCAUGCAGCACUCAAGUUUCUUUCCACGGAUUUUGCCUUCAAAAAAGAAUCGCAAGACAAAGUCUGAUUUUGGCCUUGUGGUUGGAGGAUGCCUCCCUGAACUAAUGGCUGAGCCUACAAAUGUGAGGUCAAUGUCCUUUGUAGGGACACAUGAGUAUCUUGCACCAGAGAUUAUUCGUGGUGAAGGACAUGGUAGUGCAGUGGAUUGGUGGACCUUUGGAAUCUUCUUGUAUGAGCUUUUGCAUGGGAUAACACCCUUUAAAGGUGCUGGAAACAAAGCUACCCUUUUCAAUGUUGUAGGACAGCCCUUAAGGUUUCCAGAAAAACCAGUUGUUAGCAAAGUUGCAAGAGACCUUAUAGAAGGGUUGUUGGUGAAAGAGCCUAAAAAAAGAUUUGCUUACUACAGAGGUGCCACAGAAAUAAAGCAACAUCCUUUCUUCCAUGGAGUGAAUUGGGCUCUUGUUAGAAGUGCUACACCUCCUAUUAUACCAGAAUCUUUUGAUUUUUCUAAGUACGAUAGAAAAACAGAUGUUCCACCAAUGGAUAAGAAGGUUACAGAUAUUAUUGCAAGUGAUAAAAGCAAUCAUACACAACCAGAUUCAUCUUAUGAAAAUUUUGAGUACUUUUAA
Messenger RNA from Vigna umbellata (rice bean), 1917 nucleotides. RefSeq names its product serine/threonine-protein kinase AGC1-7-like. NCBI's taxonomy places the organism in Eukaryota, Viridiplantae, Streptophyta, Magnoliopsida, Fabales, Fabaceae. Gene Ontology annotation, biological process: protein phosphorylation. The record is from RefSeq and is a predicted model, not a curated record. Gene Ontology annotation, molecular function: protein serine/threonine kinase activity; ATP binding.